AUGGCUGUUGGAUUGGAGGCCGCAGCGGUGGCGUGUCCCGCAGAGAAGACGCCCUCCCCCACGUCUCCCGACUAUCGAACCAAAGGCUUGGACGAUGAGAAGCAGCACUUCCACAUCCUGCCGCAGCUCCAGGCCAAACGUGCAGACUUCCUGACCGUGGUACUCACCGGGACCUUACCCUCACGACGCAGCUUUGCCACUCCAGAGGCCGCACCCGAGGCCCCGGGGCCACGGGAUGACGACGUGACCAAGAGCGAGUCCAAUAGCGAGGCCAGUCAGAAGAGCACAGAGAGGAGCCAAGAGGCCGCGCCCUCCACACUGAUGGCAGAGGACCAGAGGGGCCCCAAGGUUUCAGGAGCAGAGAACGACCCGGACCUGGAGGACGCGUCCAAAACCCUGGUGCUGUUCUCUCCUGGAGACACUCGUAAGUCUCCGUCAGACGGGGCUCUGGAGUCGGAGCUGGCCACGCCCUGCGCUCUGACGCCUCAGCUGCAGCUGGAGGCCCCCAACACGGGCCGCCUCUCCCCCGUCCUGAGGCUGGAGGCCCCCGACACGGGCCGCCUCUCCCCCGCCCUGAGGCUGGAGGCCCCCGACACGGGCCGCCUCUCCCCCGCCCUGAGGCUGGAGGCUCCUGACACGGGCCGCCUCUCCCCCGCCCUGAGGCUGGAGGCUCCUGACACGGGCCGCCUUGGAGGCCCCUGA
Messenger RNA from Knipowitschia caucasica, 702 nucleotides. The record is from the annotation of a GenBank genome assembly. Lineage: Eukaryota; Metazoa; Chordata; Actinopteri; Gobiiformes; Gobiidae.